Molecule: messenger RNA, 5590 nt
Organism: Cephus cinctus (wheat stem sawfly)
Lineage: Eukaryota; Metazoa; Arthropoda; Insecta; Hymenoptera; Cephidae
Gene: Regnase-1
Product: probable ribonuclease ZC3H12D
Exons: 7
Coding region: 583-2844 (753 amino acids)
Cellular component (GO): cytoplasmic ribonucleoprotein granule; nucleus
Molecular function (GO): RNA endonuclease activity; mRNA binding; metal ion binding
Source: RefSeq, a predicted model, not a curated record
AACGUUUAAAAACUAAAAUCAGAAACAAACUUUUAAAAUCAAAACCCAACUGUACACCACUAGUCCCAACCAAGCUUGUUAAUCUCACUAAAAGGUGGUGCAAGAAUCGCAAAAAGCAGAUACCAUCGAUAACGCAGAGUCGAGUGCUGUAGUGAAAAAUAAUCCUCGGAUCCGGAGUGUGUCGCCAGGAGGUAGUUUCUCAAGAAACAGCAAAAUUCUAUCUCAAGCAAAUAAAGUGCGAACGGGUGUCGGAGCUACCGUGCAGUGAGUGUCACCCGGAGGCUGAUGUAAGUGCAAAAAGAGGAACCUCUUUUUGCAGGUGGGGCGCUGUGGCAGUUAGGCUAAGCAGCAAACAUACGAUAAUGUACAACAUAUAUCGUUACACCUGGAGGAAGUAGAGAUGAAGCAGCAUAGGUAAAGGGAAACCAGGUAGACGAAGAGUGAGAGAGAGAGAGAGAAGGUGUAGAGAGAAACAAGUGAGGGAAGGCGGAGGCCGUCAAGGAGAAGAAGGAGGAAGAAAGAGGUGGCAACGGCUCACCAAGUGAAGGCGCCGAGAACGCGUCCGAAUGGGAUGUCAGAGAAAUGGGCGAGGCUCCGCGCGUCCGCGUUAAUCGCAAAAGCCUCGCGGCCCUGAGAAAUCGCAACGAGAAGAUAAUCCGACUCUUCGGCGUGAGACUGGUCCUAUCCCAGGAAAAUGAGACCGCAAGAGGGGAUGACAAGGGAGAGCAAGCAGAGGAUAAAGAUAAGGAAGAGGAGGACGAGGACAUCACGUCCUGCGACCGUCCCGUCGGAAACGAGAAUGAAGUCCUCGUGUCGCUGGAGGUCUUCCCCGAGUCAGUAUGCAGUGGUUGGAGUGGGGCUGGGGAACCGCUCACCGAUUCCUUACUCGAAAUUGCGGCCAGGGUCCAGAGGUAUGUCGACUGCACAGUCCUCGGUGCCGGAAGUGGAGCCGAGGCCGAAGACUCGUCCUACGACAGCGAUUACGAGGCUGAGGAUUCACUUGGAUCAUCCGCUAUUCAUCCUCAACUUGAGUCACAAGUAUCAUCGUCGACACACUCGGACGUCUCCCGCACGACGUCCGACACACUGGCAGCUGAGUUUGCCGAAUACGUCACUGUACAGGGUCCAUCCCCUAUUCAAAGUCCUGGUUACACAGCCAGGGUGGAAUUCGCGUUGAAGCUUGGCUAUACAGAAAGACUGGUACAGGCAGCCUUACACAAGCUGGGACCAGAUCCAGGUCAGAAUGAACUCCUGGCGGAGUUAAUAAAGCUUGGGGCAAGUUCGCCAAAGUUUACGGAUACUCAGGAUGACUCAGACAAUCUGUUAGAGGCUGAUGUACCUGUGGACGAUGGAUCCUUAUCCUCGGCGCUACGUCCUGUGGUCAUUGACGGUAGUAAUGUCGCCAAGAGUCAUGGAAACAAAAAGGUCUUCUCCUGCAGGGGCAUUAAGAUUUGUGUCGAUUGGUUUCGUGCCCGUGGACACAAGGAGAUCACCGUAUUUGUACCAAAAUGGCGGAAGGAAGCAUCCAGACCUGAUAACCCCAUAGCUGAUCAGGAAAUCCUAGGCGAGCUGGAACGGGAUCGGCUUCUGGUAUUCACACCGUCCAGAUUGGUAGGCGGCAAGCGCAUGGUCUGCUACGACGACAGAUACAUUCUUCGUUUGGCUGCUGAACUUGAUGGGAUUGUCGUGAGCAAUGACAAUUAUAGAGACCUGGCGCAGGAGAGUCCAGAGUUCAGAAAAGUCGUCGAGGAGAGGAUCCUCAUGUACAGUUUCGUUAACGAUCGGUUUAUGCCGCCUGAUGAUCCUCUAGGAAGGAGUGGACCCACGCUCGAUAACUUUCUUAGGAUUGGAUCGCGAAGAGCCGAUCCAGCACCUCCUUGUCCUUAUGCUAAGAAAUGUACGUACGGUAACAAGUGCAAGUUUCGUCAUCCUGAACGUGGUCCUCAUCCUCAUAAAUCAGUUACUGAACGUCUGGUCGAGCACGCUCAACGUCAUCUACAGGCACGGGGUCCUAGUCUAAGUCUUCCCUUGUCCUCCUCCACGUCUACCUCGGGCAUUGUGCCCCAGCAUCAGCCACUCUGUAAGGCUAGGUCGGCUGUACCUACUAUCCAAUCACCAUCCGUCCCCAAGAGUAGAUCUGUAGAGAACGUCACCGCGGAUUCUGCGCAGACAAAUCCUGCUGUGUACGCGCAACAAAUGCCCACAGCACAAAAUACCCCAGGAUAUCCCUCUCCGGUUGGAUGGCCUGCUCCCAGGGUGGCUAAUACGGAUCCUGAGCCAGCUAACAUGCACAGGAAGCUCCAGAGACAGCUCACGCUUAAUCCCGCCUGCGAUCCAAGGCUGUACCAACUGCGAAGGUAUCCCCAGCAGCAACAAACUCAACAACAGCACCAGGCAUUACAGCCACAACCUGUCAUCAAUCCAUCACACUCAACUAUGCAGCACAGACCAUUGACGAGGCACGCAAGCAACGAGUCUCCCUAUCCCGUAGCUAUGAGCUGGGAGCAUCCUGAGCACCAUCAUCAGCACGUUACACGCAUAGCAUCUGCGCCGGAUUCCUAUCGUGCUUGGCCACCAAGAGGAACGAACCUUCCAGCACCCUCCAGGGUCCAGAGACUAGGAGCAUCCGACCCCCAGCUUAACUUGCUACCAUCACCACCCUCGGCACCAGGACUCCACGCAUCCUGGGGCACUCAGGCGCAGGAUGCAAGACGUCGGUUACAUUAUCAUCUGGCGAAUAUCUUUCCCGAGGAGCAGGUACAAGCUGCGAUGGCGCUGCAUCCACACGAAACAGAUCCUCAGCAGAUCUGUGCCGCCAUCCUGGCGAUGUUUCCCAAGCCUUAGGAUGGAAAGUUCUACGGUUGACAGGCCAAACCUUUAGCGUUUACUAUUGACGAGGUAGGGGUAUUCGUCUACCUGGAUUUUAGUAAUAUGGUCUAAUUUCAACCUCCCAGAACCGAGACCUGGUGAGGAUCCAGUAGGAAUGCAUGGCGAUCCUCGUGAAGGAUGAAGAUGUUCCAGAAAAGACGAAUGCUUCCAGUAGCCAUAUUUGUUGUACAUACACGCUAUGCUACACCUUUUCUUUUCUAUCUUCGAACAGUCAUCCUCAGGGAGAAUAUAUCUUUUUCGAGGUCUCGCGAGCCUCUGGCAUCGAUCGUAAAGCGGACGAUACUCGUGUUACCGAAUGCUACGCACAGUAUAGUAUUUCGAUGACUGAAAUGUCAUCGUAGAAUCCCCAGCACCCUCCGUGAGAGUGAUCCCGGGAGAUUAUGAGAAGCAAGAAGCUACUUGACUUUACAGAGAACAAAAUCUUACAAAGGUAAAAAAAAAAAGCGACAAGGAAACCGCGUUGCGCUGUCAAAAUCCACGAGUCCAUAUUAAAAGACGUCAGUCGCGUGAUUUAUGUUUUUCCUUAUUGCAAUAUCAUUCCCCUUCGUUGCAUAUCUUCAAUUGGAUUACACGAAAAACUAAAAUUGUGAGCUGGAACCUCGCUAACCGUCAAUAAUUUCUAAUUGAACAUUUUCAAUGGUCCAACUCUUUUCUUUUUUUGUCAAAUAACCAACAAAUCAUGAUUCUUUGGAUCUCGUGGAUCUUGAAAUAAAUUCAGCCAGUACCAUUAUGUGACGAACGAAGGUCAGUUACGGUUGUAGACUCGUCCGAAUCAAUUGGAAGUCUUACGGUACACAAUUGUACACACUGAUAAUACAUAAUAAUAUAAUGUAACUAAUCGCGAAUAAUAUCCACCCUGUUUCUUUUAUACAAGAAAAGCGACCUCGACUUUACGUAUAAAAGGAAUGGCGUGCAUAAGUCAUUUAUACCGUUUGUGAAUAACAAUUAUUUUCACGCAUCUUCGCCGGGUUAGCCAAGCGGCUAACUUUCUUUCUCGGUCGAGGAUCAGAAGGUACAUUGUAGACUUUCUUUUGGAAGCACGUGUAGUUCGCACUUCUUUUUUUUUUCUUCUUUUACUUUAUAGCCAGCGACAAACUAAAUAGGGCAUUAUACGAUAGGUCGCGAGCAUUUUUAUUUUAUACGUUAAGGCCACCUAGGAUUACUUGCAAAUAUCUGUCCCCUCGAAUAUAUCUAUUUUAAUUGUUAAAAAAAACAACAUUUUUUUUCAUUUCAUUCGUCACGUUUCGAUCAACCGAUGAGACGAGAUCGUUCGACUCACAUUGAGUCUCAAGGUCUCUGCAUAUCCAGCAUUGGCUCGGACGUUUCUUAAAUUAAUCCAAAAAAAACAUUUAAUGUUUAUAUUUUUCUUCUCUCACUUCUCGCACGAGGAAUUAAGUCCGGAUAAUUCAUGAGAAACGUUCGAAGCAUGGAAGACAAAUUUUAUCUUCAAUUACUCACGUUAAUCAUUUUCCAUAUUUGGUGUGCUCUUAGCUACCGGCAACAAAAUAUGUGCAGAAAACGUCAUUCGCGAUACCCAACUACGCUGAGCAGCGACUGUAAAUUAUAAGCUAGAUUUGUAUGUCUGACUCGGGCAUACAAGAGGAGGACAGCCUUCGCUGGUAAACAAGUUCAUAUACAGUGUGGUCCAUUGUAAUUCUCAUGUCCGUAAUAUUCACUGAGGCGAGUAGUUUUUUUUUACGUAAGACACCCUGUACAACAUACCUUUGCAUUGAAAAUCGUAUGUUCCUAUUCGCGACUCUAACUUAUCACCUUGUUUAUCAGCUAUUCGCCAGACUCACUCAAGCCUGUUCUUUAAUCGAUGGAGUCGCAUUUCUGGUUUUUUUUCACUUUUAUUGUUAUUCUAUUUCGCUUACUACGCGUCCAGACAACCGUUUCGCAUAAUCAUACAUAUCCGUGCACUUGGCACGUUUCAGGAUUGCCAACCUUGUCUCCGAUUGGGAAAAUGACGCCGUGUAAGUUAUUGAUAUAAACUGAAAAAGAUUGUUAAAAAAAUUUGUUUCCAGGAAGAGGACAAGAUUUUUCUUAUUAUACAAUAUUUUGGACACUACGAAUCACGUCUUAUACAUAUUUUUUCUUCUCUCAUUUUUAUGUCAUUGUCAUUAUUAUAGAUAUUAUAUAUUGUUAUCAAUUAUUCGAAUUUAUUUAACGGAGAGAUAUUGAGAAUUUAAUAUAUGAUUAGCAUAUAUGAGCAUGUAUGUGUAUUUCAGCACUGAAAUUUUGCAAUACCGUGUAUUGCUGACACAAAGAGAGUUGUGACGUAUUUACGGGCUCUUUCUUUUCUUUAACGUACGUUAUAUAUGUUGAUAUAUAUGUAUAUAUAUCUGACAGAGAAUGGAGAGGAUAGAAGGAAAAAGAGAACGAAUUGUUGUUUAAUAUUUUAGGGAUACAGUACGUAGCGACAAAUUAAUUGUUAGGUGUAACGAAACUUUGGUGUUUAUAUUGGAAACGUCACAAUCGUCGUUAAACGGAUAAAUUUUCUUAUCGUUUAUUUAAUUAACGUAGGAGGAACGAUCGCGCGAGAAUUUCUCACGUAUACGGAAAAGAAAUAACGUGAACGAUUAUGAAUUAUUAUUAUUAUUAUUAUGUUAAUAUUAUAUGAAAUAUUAUAUUAUAUAUAACAAAUUUGUAUCAAUGUUAUUGCCAAUGGAUUGUGAAAUAAAUGUUUUUCUAUUUAAUUGUA